This is a messenger RNA of Vicia villosa (hairy vetch), 1857 nucleotides long. RefSeq lists its product as uncharacterized. Bases 574 to 1458 code for a protein of 294 amino acids. The transcript is spliced from 4 exons. The record is from RefSeq and is a predicted model, not a curated record. Lineage: Eukaryota; Viridiplantae; Streptophyta; Magnoliopsida; Fabales; Fabaceae.
GGCAGAUGUAUACCUUUUUCCUUGGUUCUUUGAAAACAAAGUCACUCAACCUAUUGAAAUCAAAACUGCCCAAAUAUACCAUCAGAUUUGGUAAAUAGGAAAGUUAUAUUUUAUACCAAAACUUAUACUUCAAUAGUUGUGAAUACGCCAGCCAAUUGAAUAAUGUAGAGUAAUGCAUUUCAUUUCAUCUUAUUAAUUUACUAGAAGGCACUCUUGAUUAAAUGUAACUGGUUACCCCCAUAGAUCAAUGUGUUCAAACAUUACUCAAGAGUAGGAUUUUACUCCCAUUGAUCUAAUUAGCUUGCUCUUGAAGUUUAAAGGGUUUCAACAUUAUAUAUACACCACUGUCAGAUUUAAUACUUCAUGGUGUGAUUCUAGUGUCUUCAUCAAGCAUUUGAUGAGGAAGCUAAUUGUCUUUUUGUAAGGUGAUAAUCAUUAGUUUUGGCCUUUUUUAAUGUUCAAUGUUUGAUUAUUCUUGCAGCUCUUUACUUUGUUGCUGUAGUCAAUCUUGCUGCUCUUUACUUUGUUGCUGUAGUCACUCUUGCUGCACUUGUUGGACAGCAUUUGGUGAGUAUGGAAAAUUACAAGUUCUAUCGUAGUUGGAUGUACGAUCGUAUGUAUGCCGGGAGACGUGGACUUAAACCACUUUUUGAGGAAGGAGUUAAAUUGUUUAUUACAUGGGCAUUUGAUCAAGAAUGUUGUCGGGAAGAGGGAGGAGUGAGAUGUCCGUGUCUUAAAUGUGGAUGUAGACGUAUAAUAAGUGAUCCGAAAGAAGUAGAAACUCAUUUGAAGAGAAAGGGAUUUAAGGAAAAUUAUUGGGUUUGGACAUCAAAUGGGGAAGAAAUGCCGAUAAAUAUGCCAGAGACUAGUAAUUUCCAACAUGGCUCAUGUAGUCGAUCACAUAUGGAAUAUGAAGAACAAUUUAAUCUACACGAUGACAUGAUUGGCGAUGCUUUAGGGACCAAAAUGUGUUUAAAGAAAUGCUUGUUUAUUGGAAAUCAGAUGAGUUUAAGAAAAAAUCUGAAAAAGCAAAGCAACGUAGAGCAUCAGAAAGGGGAGCCGCCAAUCAGAGCCGGAAGCAUUAGUAUUGCUGAUCAUGCUGAACGAAUGGCUGUGGCUAAGAGAAGAGCUCCAUUAAUGCAAGAGCUUCACGAGAGGACUUAUCGGGGAAGAGAUGGAGAGUAUUGCGACGACCGUGCUAGAGAUACUCAAGCGGAGUACCAAAGGUUGAAGAAGGAGUUUUUAGCUAAACAUCCUGAGUUAGGCGGUCCACAUGGACGAUAUCCUCUUGAUCCAGCUAUUGAUCAGUAUUUGUGGUUGCAAGCAAGUAAGGGAAAGAAGAGAAAUGGAAAAAUUUAUGCUACAGGACCUUUAGCUAGCAACUACAAAAAGGGGAUAGGUAUUCUUUAUUUAGGAGAAUUGCAGACGGGGAAGGAUCUUCACGUCCUCCGACAUUAACCCCUGAAAUAACUGAAACAAUUAAACAACUAGCUCAGAGUGAAGCAGCACGUGAAAAUGAAACAUUGAGAAAAAAACAAAUGGAGUUGGAGGAAGCAUUGAGACUUUCACAAGAGCAAAUGAUGCUUACUCAACAACAAAUUCAACAACAAGUGCAACAACAAAUACAACAACAAAUGCAACAACAAAUGCAACAAAUGCAACAAUUCUUUCGACAACAAUAUGGUGGUGGUGGAUUUGGAGCGGUUGGUAACCAAGGAGUAGUAGACGAGAAUGAUGAAGAAAACGAAAAAUAAUGCGGACGACCCGGAUCCUAAGUGAAUAUUAUUUUAAAUUUAAAUAUUUUGGAUAAUCAUGAAUUUCUUUAUAUUAAAUAUACAUUUCUUUAUAUUAAUUAUG